Pristis pectinata (smalltooth sawfish) is the source of this 3349-nucleotide messenger RNA. RefSeq names its product growth differentiation factor 6a (gene gdf6a). Gene Ontology annotation, molecular function: cytokine activity; growth factor activity. The record is from RefSeq and is a predicted model, not a curated record. The transcript is spliced from 2 exons. NCBI's taxonomy places the organism in Eukaryota, Metazoa, Chordata, Chondrichthyes, Rhinopristiformes, Pristidae. Gene Ontology annotation, biological process: SMAD protein signal transduction; BMP signaling pathway. The coding region runs from base 131 to 1366 and encodes 411 amino acids. Gene Ontology annotation, cellular component: extracellular region.
GGGCAGUGGGCGGCGGGCGGGCGAGCGGGCGGCCGUGAGGUGAGGCGCUGCGCCGGGGGACUCUGCUCUCUGCUUUAACCGCGACGCGCCCGCACCGAGCGGUUGAAAUUCCCUGCGGGGCUCGGUCGGGAUGGAUCCGCUGCGGGCUGCCGCCCUGCUCCUGUGCUCCGUCACCUGCUGCUGGUGGGACUUAGAGUGCGUGGAGCCGGCGGCUCUGUCCCCGGCUGCCGCUGCCGCCGCUGCCGGGACAGUGGGCGGCGGCGCGGCGCUCCGACCGGACGGCACCGUGCGCACCCUGCUGAUCAGAGGGAGCGGCCAGAGGGCUGGCAGAGGGCGGCGAGCCGACACUGUGACCCCUCACCACUUCAUGAUGUCUGUGUACAGGACUUACUCCGCGCCCGGCAAACUUGGGAUAAACGCCAGUCUCUUCCGCGCAGCAAGGUCUGCCAACACGGUCACAAGUUUCGUGGACCGAGCAGAAGACCAACUUUCACAUUCACAUUUAAGAAAGCAAAAUUAUUUGUUUGAUGUAGCGACUUUGUCGGACAAAGAGGAACUAGUAGGGGCUGAGUUGAGGAUCCUAAGAAAAACGCCAGAGGAUUUUCGAAGGACACAGACAGGCCUGUACGACAUUAAACUGUCCUCCUGUUUUACCGAGGGGCACGCAUCCAAAUUGUUGCAGUCGAGAACGCUGGAUAUCUACCACUCAAAGAAACAAGGAUGGGAAGUUUUUGAUGUCUGGGAGGUCUUUAAGAUCCUACAUCCUGCCCAACUCUGUUUUGAAAUUAAGGUGACAUCACGAAAAAGCGAGCUUGAUGUCGAUCCAAGGCAAGUGGGAUUUGGCCGGAAAGGGCGGCAGCCUCAGGAAAGAGCCCUUUUAGUGGUUUUUACCAGAACUCGGAAAAGAGAAAAUCUCUUCAGCGAAAUGAGAGAAAAAAUUAAGUCAUCAGAGGGUUCGGACGAGGAAGGUAAAGUGCAGUUGAAGGGUAGAAGGAAGAGAAGGACUGCCUUUACAAAUCGUCACGGGAAGAGACACGGCAAGAAGUCCAAGUCCCGCUGCAGUAAGAAACCCCUGCAUGUGAACUUCAAGGAACUGGGGUGGGAUGACUGGAUCAUUGCUCCCCUGGACUACGAAGCUUAUCACUGCGAGGGAGUGUGUGACUUCCCUCUGAGGUCUCACUUAGAGCCCACGAACCAUGCCAUUAUCCAAACCCUCAUGAACUCCAUGGACCCGAAUUCCACUCCUCCGAGUUGUUGCGUACCCACCAAGUUGAGCCCUAUCAGCAUUUUGUACAUCGAUGCAGGCAAUAAUGUUGUCUAUAAACAGUACGAGGACAUGGUGGUGGAAUCGUGUGGGUGCAGGUAGCAAAUUGUCCCGAAUUUCUGAGGCAGCGAGAAUACCGAGGACGUCAUGGAGCCGGUCGGCUGGAGGAUGGUGCGCGCUAUUUAACUUAUACUCAAAUAGCGACGGCUCUCACAGCGGGGCCCCGUAAAUAAUCCAUCGAGGCAAGUGAAAGAGAAGGGGAGAGUUACAGACCUAGAACGCUCUCUAUAAUUUACUCAUACACCAGUCAUUUAGUUGCAAUGACACCGAUAUUUUCACACACUACCUACAAUUUACCCGUAAGGCGAUAUCUAACUUAUAUGCACCCAGAUAUUAUCACGAUGCACAAGGUGUCAUAUUACAAGCAAUAAAGACGCUCUCCAUCGGUUUCCGUCCACAGGGACGGGAGAAAACUUGCUUUAAAUUUAAGCAGAGUAGUUACACAUGGAGAUGUUAUUCACCACAUAAUGUUGAUCACAGAAAUCCUUAGGGAGAUGCCAUUCCCUGCACGCAACCAUUUUCAUGGAUUCAAGUGAAAGUUUGCGCUGAGCCGCAGCCACCAUAAUGGGACAUCUCCCGCUUAUUGUACCCGUCAAUGUAUGAACCCCACCCACAUCCCGUCCGGGAAUGGCCACGUCCGGGGAUGAUCACAACACGCCCCACUCCCUCACCACCCACCACCAUUAAAUUAUUACAGUCAAGUCUGGGUCAGUGUGGUGGUGGAAGGGAGAUUCCGUUCACUCCCACCUCCGAUGACUAUCGCAGUGUACACAGGACGGGCACCUGUUCAUACCGAGCCACUGUGGAUGAGGCGAAGGCCUUUGAUGGGCGGGCGCACAGAGAGUGUUGGGUCCGGCGAGCAGGAGGCAAAAGCUGCAGAAAGUCGCCCUUGCCUUUCCCCCACAAUUAUCCGCCGAUCUCCAUUGCCUUUUUUUUAUAUAGAUGAAGGUAAUUUACCAAAUCACCAGUUCCCCGCUCCCUCACCCCUCCCGAUACAAUGAAGAAAGGGAACGGCUCCGCCCCCAAGGUUUUUUGUUUAAAGAGCCAUUCUUUCUGCUUCUGACAUUCCGACAAGAUUACCAGCCCGAAAGAGCCGUCGGCCAAAAAGGAAUUGUAGCAGAUUGUAAUUACAUCUAUGGUGGAAUUUAAGAUGCCUGGUGUGAUUAAAAACCGCGGAAGGGGACCAGAAAAAGACCGAAUCUAGAAAUAACCACAUUGCAUUCGGUGUCCUUGGUAAAGAAAGGGAUCACAAUGCAAUCGGUGGCGUUUCACCAGUUGUAAACAGUACAGUAUUUGCAAAUUUAGGUUGGAAGUAAGCAAACUCUUGUAUAAAUACUUACCUUCCGCCGGGAAAACAUUUAGAGAACGCACCACCUUACAAACUCUAUUGAACCAGGAUAAUAAAAAGUGCACUCUCUCCAUUAGUAACGUUUUGCUCGGCUGAAUCACCACUUGCUUGGUAAUCCCCAAGGGACAACAUUGCAAGCUGUAAAUUGCCUGGAUUGCACGAUCCUACAACUGGGAAGUGGGGAACGACUCGACCCUGGACCAUAUGUAUAAAAAUGCACAUUAGCUUUGAUGCACUGUUGUUCAUAUGCUGUACUGUACAUAAUUACGUAUUUAAACAAGACUUUAAUGUGCAAAAAUGGAAAGUUAACAAUUACACUAAGUAUAUAAGGAAUAAUGUAUAGAUCUUUGUAUGCACUCGGAAUUUUGUGAUAUUUCUAAUAUUUUUAAAAAUAAUAUUUGAGUUGUACAGGGUUUUAAACGACAAUCAAACAAUAUCAGACAUUCCCAAGGUUGUAAUUGUUCUAAAAUAUUAAUAUGUUUACUUUUUGUACCGAGGGUGGAGAAACAUCUUUCAUUAUCUACCUCACACUAUAUCAUAAUGUUCGGAAUUUCAUAGAAAUCUGGCAAAUUCACUCCAAUUUUUUCUGAUAAUCCGGCUCAAGUAGAUUUUUUAUACCAUAGAACCAUAGAACCAUAUUCUCACUAUUGCUGUAUCAUUAAAUGUUUAAUUUGACC